This is a messenger RNA of Tilletiopsis washingtonensis, 2730 nucleotides long. Its product is annotated as phospholipase D/nuclease. The coding region runs from base 31 to 2577 and encodes 848 amino acids. Gene Ontology annotation, biological process: phosphatidic acid biosynthetic process; intracellular signal transduction; cell motility. Gene Ontology annotation, molecular function: D-type glycerophospholipase activity. The record is from RefSeq and is a predicted model, not a curated record. The transcript has 15 exons. NCBI's taxonomy places the organism in Eukaryota, Fungi, Basidiomycota, Exobasidiomycetes, Entylomatales.
CCCUAACCCCCACCAGCCUACUCGCCCAGCAUGGGAGUCGGCGACACCAUCCUCAAGCAUCUCAAGGACCCGUCCAAGAUCGGGCAGAGCAUGGAGCGUCUGGCCGUCAGCGUCUCCAACACUGUCAACCCGAACCACCGGCACGACGAAGAGCACGAGAAGGCCGCCGACGCUCAGCGGCAGGCCAUCUGCGACUCGCACCGCUUCCAGAGCUUUGCGCGCGUGCGCCAGAACAAUGCGGCAAAGUGGUACUCGAGCGGCCACGACUACUUCUGGGCGCUCAGCGAGCUGCUCGAGUCGGCCGAAGAGACGAUCUUCAUCCUCGACUGGUGGCUCACGCCGGAACUGUACCUGCGCCGUCCGUCGCAUCUGCAUGAGGACUUCCGUCUGGACCGCAUCCUGAAGCGCAAGGCUGAGCAGGGCGUCGCCAUCCGCAUCGUCGUGUACAAGGAGGUCACAGAGACGAUGACGAUGUCCAGUGCGCACACCAAGCAUUAUCUCGAGGACCUGCACCCGAACAUCCAAGUCUUCCGCUCUCCCGAUCACCUCGGCGGCGAGAUCACGCUCUUCUACAGCCAUCACGAGAAGCUGGUGUGUGUGGACAACGCCAAGGCCUGCAUCGGCGGUCUCGACAUCUGUUUCGGCCGGUGGGACACGCAGCUGCACCCGCUGUCCGACUGCCACCCUUCGGACAUUCUCGGACGCACGCUCUUCGUGGGACAGGACUACAACAAUGCGCGAGUGGAGGACUUCCAGCAGGUCGACAACUGGGCGGCCAACAAGCACUCGUCACUGGUCAUGGGCCGCAUGCCGUGGCAGGACGUGCACGUCAUGCUGCACGGCGUGGCGGCGCUCGACGUGGCGCAGCACUUCAUUGAGCGGUGGUGCUUCCUCAAGGAGCUGAAGUACAAGCGCGACAAGACGUAUUCGCUCAUCAGCUUUCCCAACGGAGCUGAGAACCUCGACGACGUCGACGAGGACGACGACGCCGUGGCGCGCCACCCCUUCACGACGCGCUUCCACUCCAUCGGCGAGCACUUCAAGCACCCGUGGCACCGCGAGCGCCGCGCGCUGCAGGGGCCCGAGGGCGAGGAGGGCGGCGGCACGGUGGACAUCCAGGUGCUGCGCUCCAGUGCCGACUGGAGCACGGGCAUUCUGACGGAGCACAGCAUCCUCAACGCGUACCAGCAGCUCAUCACCGAGGCAGUGCACUGCAUCUAUAUUGAGAACCAGUUCUUUAUCACCACAACCGAGGCGGACGCACGCGUGAGCAACACGAUCGGCGCCAGCAUUGCGGCACGCAUCAUCAUGGCCGCGCGUGCUGGAAAGCGCUUCAAGGUCGUCAUCGUCAUCCCAACGAUUCCCUGCUUCGCCGGCACGCUCGACGCUGCAGCGGGCAUCCGCACGAUCAUGAACUUCCAGUACAAGUCCAUCUCGAGAGGGCCACACUCGAUCAUGGAGGUCGUCAGGGCGGCGGGUUACGAUCCGGCAGAGUACAUCAGCUUCUACAAUCUGCGCUCGUUCGACCGACUUCCUCUCGCCUCGGCUCGGCAGGCCGAGGAGAACAGCGGCAUCUCGUACCACGCGGCACAGGUCGCCGCUGCGCGCGUGUACCUCGGCGAAGAGGGCGCGGCGAAGCAGCGCAUUGCCAUCAAGGUGCCUGCGACGCCCGAGUCGAUGCUGGACAAGGACGGCAAGACGAAGACGGUCGCCGUCGAGGAGGUCGACAUGCCUGCCAGCAUCGAGGAGGCAGAGGACAUUAUCCGCAGGUACGGCGAGGGCGUGCCCGAGGAGAGCCUGGACGUGCGCGACUCGGUCGCGUCGUGCUUCCUGCACGGCCAGCCGGAUCUCCGCGAAGAGCCGUGGAACGGCACGGAGGAGGAAGAGAAGCGCGCCUUUGUCACGGAGGAAUGCUACGUGCACAGCAAGUGCAUGAUCAUCGACGACCGCAAGGUGCUCAUCGGCUCGGCCAACAUCAACGACCGCAGCCAGAUGGGCAACCGCGACUCGGAGAUCGCGUGCGUGCUCGAGGACCGCGACCUCUUUGAGUCGACCAUGAACGGCGAAAAGUACAUGGCCGGGCGCUUCGUCGCCUCAUUCCGCCGCCACCUCUUCCGACAGCACCUGGGCCUCGUGUCGCCGCAGGAGUGCACGCCUGAGAGUGGCGAGCCCACGGACGCAAUGCGCCCUGCGCCGCACCCCAACCCCGAUCCCGAGGCGAUGGCGCAGGAGGAAGAGUGGGAGGCGCUCGUCGCGGACCCGCUCUCGGAGGAGCUGGAGCAGAUGUGGAAGGGCCAGGCGCGCACCAACACGGCGGUCGCCGACGACCUGUUCCAGGUGGUGCCGAGCGACAGGGUGCGCGACUGGCCGCAGUACGACGACUUCUUCGUCUGCCGCGGCCCCGACACGGGCCACAUUGCGCACCAGGCGGACAAGUCAAUCGACGAGAUCAAGCACCGCCUGUCGGAGGUGCGCGGACACCUGAUUGAGAUGCCGCUGCUGUUCAUGGACCAGGCGAAGGACUUUGAGCGCACCGACCUGAGCACGAGCAAGCAGCUGCUAGACCUGUACAUCUAAGCUCUCCUCUGUCCCUCUUUCUUUGAUACCUCCAAACGCGUGCCUUUCACGCGCAGACUCGGCCCUUCUGGCGCAGCGAGCCGCAAUGCAAUUAUGAUCAGAGUGACUCGCGGGGCGAGCAUGCACUCACGCGAAGCCACUCGACCAGGGUCG